AUGGCGGAAAUCCUGGGCGGCAUCCAGACUGCGGAGGCGAUCACGGGCCUGAUGACGGCGGUGACCAAGAUCAUCGUGUACUGUAAGAAGCUGAAGGACGCACACAAGACGGCGGAGAGAGUGUUGGAUCGGAUCGGUGGGCUGGAAGCGACAUUGGAGAGCGUGAAGAUGGUGUUGGAGGAGCGAAAACAGCAUCACGUGCAACAUCACGUGCCAUGUCACGUGCAACAUGCACACCACGACGUCAUCCCGGGAUUAUUGUCCGGCAACACCCGUGCGAUAUUCGAGGGGAACAUCCGCGACAACGCGGAUCGGUGCAAGAAGACGGUCGAGCGCAUCCAGAACAAGUUGGACAGAUACCACUCGGCCAAGGGAGAAGACCACAUCCGCCUCGCAGACCGGCAGAAGCUGGUCAGGAACGCCGCCGACCUUGACCGACUUCUCGGGAUCCUGGAUGCGCAUAAGAACACGCUGGUCAUCUCGCUCACCAUCCUCAAUAUGUGAGCACGUUCGCCACGGAGAUGGGAGGUGGAUCGUAUGGAAGAAUGAAUGGUGCGACUGACCAUCUCCCAGUUACGACCACGACCCGUCUCCGGCCCAUAUCAACGUCAACAUCGACGUACCCGCGGCAACGCAGACAUGUCCAACCGGCCAGCAGUCACCGACAUCUCAACAUGCGACAUGUCCAGAUGCGACAUGUCCAGAUGCCGACACCAAGGGCGAUCUCUCCGAGAAGGCGUUGGAAGACCUGCAACCGAUCCGGCACAUCACCGACCGCAUCUUAUUAUCUCGCCUGGCCGAGAGCACGGGCGACACCCAACGCCAGCCCGAUUGUCUUGCACCCCCUGAUCCCCUGCGCUACACUAGUACUACCUCUGGGAUCAAGUCAAAUUCCACCAUUCGAGUGUCAGAGCCGGCAGAGUCGCCGCCGGCCACUCACCCCGCUCAGCCACGGGUCGAGGCCAUCACCUUGCCCGACCAGGAAGCGCUGAAAGAGUUCAUAUUGACCUACUCGGAGCGAGGACGCCGGUACUUGGACGCCUGCCAGUAUGCCGAAGCGGAAACAUGCCUCGACACGGCCAUCGCAUAUCUUGCAGCCCUGGAAGACGCAAGCAGCAUCCAACUCAGCCAGCUCGUGGGCCUGCUCGAGAACCUCGCCAGAGCAAAGGCCGGUCUGCGCUGCUGGUCAGCGGCCGUCAAGAUCGUCCAGGACUCUUUGCUGAACUCGAAUCCUUUACUGGAGCGUAGUGAUGCGGGGAGUCCCCUUCAGAACAGGCUCAUCAUCGCCCGCCACUUGGAACUGCUAGCAUCGGUGUAUCUAGACAAAUACCUGCGAGACCCCGAUAGGACUGACGAGGACUGGAUUUUGGCGCAUAACAGCGCUCAAGAUGCGUGGAAAGUCUGGUAUGAGCUGGAGACUUGUGGGCAAGCUGGCUGGUCCAAAGAUCAGUCUGACCACCUCCACGAGUGCUUACAUCUGCUAGUUCGAAUCUACAAAGCCAAGGAUAUGCAUACAGAGGCGCAGUACUACGGAAGACAGCUGAGAGGUCGCAAUUCAUCAGUCGAGCGAUCAGUUCAACAUUCGCAUCCACAAUCUCGCCCAAGGCCGCUGUCUUGCAUCACGAGCAUGCCUCAUCCAGCUGACCCGACCAUCAUACAUGCAUUUCACAAUCAAAGCAUUGAUGGGAUAACAGCCCUUCGUAAGGCUGUGGAGGCGGAAAACGGGUGGACUCUGAUCCACUUGCUCGAUCCCGCUCCCGCUGGAUGCAACAUAUCCGUCGACGAACACGAUGUUGAUGGCACUGCGCUUCAUUUUGCUGCAGCCAAAGGCAUAACAUCCAUGAUCAGUGCGCUUCUGAUAGGAGGUGCGAACAUCGACGCCGUCGACGAUCGCCACAGAACGCCUCUGUUCUUGGCCGUCGAGCGAGGCGAUCACGCGAGCAUGAGUAUCAUCUUAUCGUGGAACGACGGAAAGGUGGACAAGAAGACCACACACGAUCGUCAGGGCACUCUUCUUCACGCCGCGGUCAAGAAUGUCGACACUAGAUGCACCGAGCUUCUCCUUGCAGCAGAGCCGGAGCUCCUCGACCAGGUGGACAGAUUCGGACAGACUGCAUUACACUAUUGCGCGGAAAGCGGCUGGGUCGAACAAGCUCAAGUCUUGAUGCAGCACGCUGCCACAGUCAACGUCGCCGACAAUCAAGGACGUUAUCCCGUAUCUCUCGCUCUCACCCGUGACAAUGGCGAUCACGAAGCGGUCUUGAAGAUGUUGCUCGCUGCGGGAGCCAGUCCUGGGCCGACCCAGUUGACCACCAAACAGCAGCAGUUCUACGAUAGAAUUCACAUUCGACUCGCUCAUAAACAGCGUAGAGCAACCUUGGUCUCGGAGUCGACCCACGACAUUUCUCCUAGGACAUCCCGUGCGACUAGUGUCACGACUACGGCGGAAGGAGAAGAACGGAGACGGAGACGGCUGUCACUAUUCCGCGUGAGGUCAAGCUGA
Molecule: messenger RNA, 2503 nt
Organism: Lecanosticta acicola
Lineage: Eukaryota; Fungi; Ascomycota; Dothideomycetes; Mycosphaerellales; Mycosphaerellaceae
Source: the annotation of a GenBank genome assembly